AUGGCGAGGAUUGGUGAACUGGACGCCUACAUCCAGAGCGGUGCUGCGGUCGACGAUGCCACGCUUGAUCAAUGGAUUCAAAUGAGUGACAUCUCAAAUGCAAACGGGUUCUACAUGGGCGAUGCCGCCGUCGUCAGCGAGGCUGUGCGCCGCGUCUCUCGCGUCGUCGUGGCGCAGUACUUGAACAACGCUGAUGUAAAGGCCGUGCCGCUGCGCCGCAAGACGAAGUUCUGCUUGCUGCUGAACAACUUCUCCCUCUACAAGCCGGUGCGGUCGGUGGUGUUUGAGUGCUUGGAGGACAUGACGAGUAUCUUCGAGAAGUCCAUCAAAGACGAGGGUACGAUGCCGUUUGACUCAGAGCUAGGCCGCAUGUCGGAGCACGUGCUAGUGCUGCUGAUGCGCGUGAUGGACUACAAACUGAAGGCUGCGGCCGUACACGAGUUUGCAGAGCACAACACGCAGUUUGCGAUUCAGCUACUGCUGGCUAUCUUACUGAAGGAGCCUCCGUACGAGUUCGAGCUGCGGUGCAACUGCAUUAGCGGCCUACUAGGCUUCACCCAGCCGCAGGCUUUCUUCGGGGCUGGGGAGAUGAUCGAGGAGCACAGCUGCAACAAGUUCACGGAAAAGGUGGACUUUAUGCUGAACCUGAUGCUGCGUCUGCAGGCGAUCCAGGUCGUGAGCGACGUGCUCGGCGACGCCAUUGCAAGCUCGGACACGGUACCGCUGUUGACCCAGAACGCCGUGAACAACACGAUGCAGACCAUCAUGAACAUCUUCAAGUUCUCCUCGAAGGAGUCGACACAGUGGCGUCAGCACAUCCUUCUCUCCACGACGUUACUCGACGGGACGGUGAUGAUGUAUGUGCAGUCGCUGGCCUCAAAUCUGCAUGAGACGAUGACCGCCCGGGCGCCGCGCGUCGCUGGCCACUUGUUGCACUCCCUCAGCCUAUCUUUCCUCUUCGGCGCCUUCGCAGCGUACCACAUGGAGGAGGCGAGCCAGGAGUUGCGCAUCUUCUGCACCUUUUUCCACGAUCUCUUCCAACUGUCGAUCCGCCCCAUCGUGGCGGAUGCGCGUGUGUCGGGACAAAUGAUGGUUAUGUACAUCAACCUCCUCCACUUCAUGUGCAACGUCGAUGCCAUGGCCGAAAAGCCCAGCUAUCCGAUGGACGGCCUGCUGCCCGAGUUGUCGAGCGCGGCGUUGCAAGCGACCGUUGAGGCUUUCCUGAAGAAGGAGGUGGGCGGCUGUGGGCUGCCUUUCACGGAGGCGUGGUAUCGACAGUUCCGUCGUGUCACGGCUGACACCCUCAUUGCACAGGAUUCGACCACGUUUCAGUGGAUCGACAGCUGCUUCCUUGCCAUGAUAUCACAACUGACCACACAGCAGGUGCCGGUGGCCGCACCGGCUGCUCCGGCUGGUGGCGCGCGUCUGCUGAGCGAGAUACCGCCGCUGAGGCCGAAGAGGACGAACAAGAUCUCUAUCGACAAGGCGGCCGCGCCGAUCCGGCACAAGGUGAAUCCGAGUACGAAGCAGGACAAUGUCGAGGGCGUGGAUGCCGACCUGCUGUGCGCGCUGACUGGCGCCGUCAUGAAGAACCCUGUCUCCUCGCCGUACGGGCAGACAUACGAAAAGGAGGCCAUCAUGAACUGGCUGGAGCAGAACGGCUCCGUCUGCCCCAUCACCGGACGUCCUUUGACGGCCGCCCAACUGAGCCCAAACACGGCUGUGGCGACGAAGAUCAUGCAGCAGAUAGUGCGUCAGACCAUGGCAACGCAACUGGUGGCCGAGGACGACAUGUACAAAUUCUGA
Leishmania mexicana MHOM/GT/2001/U1103 is the source of this 1806-nucleotide messenger RNA. Its product is annotated as putative U-box domain protein. Gene Ontology annotation, biological process: protein ubiquitination. Gene Ontology annotation, molecular function: ubiquitin-protein transferase activity. The record is from RefSeq and is a predicted model, not a curated record. The coding region runs from base 1 to 1806 and encodes 601 amino acids. The transcript has a single exon. NCBI's taxonomy places the organism in Eukaryota, Euglenozoa, Kinetoplastea, Trypanosomatida, Trypanosomatidae.